AUGGCUGUUAACACCGAUAAAAAGUCUGCGCUUACAAAGCAGGCCAGCGUGGGGAACAUCUCGGAAGAGAUCGAAGAUGAUCUUAAUACUCUUCCCGAUAUGAAGCUAUCGCAGCUGCACUUCUUGCUGCAACAUCAUCACACGACGUCGUCGACUCUGACUGUGGAUGCCGCAGCCGCUGCUCAGACGCAAGUUCUUGAGCUCGUUAAGCAAAACGAUAUGGCUCCAUUUUAUCGUUUGGUGUGUAGUGAAUUUAACUGGCCCAUCGAUUCAGCGCUUGAGGGUAAGAUGCGAAGCAAGAACGCCGAGGAAAUGAUUGCGCUGGACGAGCGACUAGCCGACGCUGAGCAGAACUUGGGAGACAUUGAAGUGCUUGAAGCAUUGCUGGCCAAGGCUAGAAUGUACUCACGUAUUGGCGACAAGGAAAAGGCGCUCGAAGCGUUUAAAGUUGCAGGAGAGAAGCCGCAAUCCAUCAACCAAAAGAUUCUGGUAGCGCUGCAUAUAAUUCGAAUCGGACUUUUUUUCUCCGAUUUAGAGCUGGUCGAGACGUACAUUAAGAAAGCCACGGCAUUGAUUGAUGAAGGUGGGGAUUGGGACCGUCGUAACCGGCUGAAAGUGUAUGAGGGCUGCUACUUGCUUAUGGCUCGCAAUUUCAAAAGGGCAUCCUUAUUAUUUCAAGAGUCAGUCGCGACAUUCACGGCUACGGAGCUCAUGCCAUAUAAAACAAUGGUAUUUUACUGCGUCAUCACGUGCGUUCUCAGCAUGAGUCGCGUGGAUUUGAAGAAAAAAAUUGUGGACUCGCCCGAAAUUCUCGCGGUCAUAGACGAGAUUCCGUACCUCACGAACUUUCUGAAUGGCCUUUAUGACUGUGACUACAGAAAUUUUUUUACGGCCAUGGUGGAUAUUCAGCCUUAUAUCUUACGGGACAAAUAUUUGUCGACACACUCGCGCUUCUUGUAUCGCGAGCUGCGUGUGCUAGCGUAUGCCCAAUUCUUGGAGGCUUAUCGCAGUGUGACUAUUGCUUCAAUGGCUUCAGCAUUCGGUGUAAGCGUCGAGUUUUUGGACUCUGAGCUUGCGCGUUUCAUCGCUGCCGGUCGUCUGAAUGCUAAGAUUGAUAAGGUAGCUGGGGUCAUCGAGACUAACCGUCCGGACGCCAAGAAUGCACAAUACCAGGACGCGAUCAAAAAGGGAGACUUGCUGCUUAAUCGUAUUCAGAAACUUGCUCGAGUGAUCAACGUCUAA
Molecule: messenger RNA, 1242 nt
Organism: Plasmopara halstedii
Lineage: Eukaryota; Oomycota; Peronosporomycetes; Peronosporales; Peronosporaceae
Product: 26s proteasome non-atpase regulatory subunit 6
Exons: 2
Coding region: 1-1242 (413 amino acids)
Biological process (GO): proteasome-mediated ubiquitin-dependent protein catabolic process
Molecular function (GO): protein binding
Source: RefSeq, a predicted model, not a curated record